Messenger RNA from Galeopterus variegatus (Sunda flying lemur), 2251 nucleotides. It is a transcript of the gene ECM1, whose product is annotated as extracellular matrix protein 1. The transcript has 11 exons. Lineage: Eukaryota; Metazoa; Chordata; Mammalia; Dermoptera; Cynocephalidae. Gene Ontology annotation, biological process: signal transduction; regulation of bone mineralization. The coding region runs from base 205 to 1962 and encodes 585 amino acids. The record is from RefSeq and is a predicted model, not a curated record. Gene Ontology annotation, cellular component: extracellular region.
AGCUGGGACUGAGUCAUGGCAGGAAGCUGAGGAGGGCGGGAGAUAGCACCAGACAGCCAUAUAAAAAGUAGGAGACGGCCCUGAACUUCCCAAUAGCACUGACAGCAACCAGAGAAGCAGACUUCAGCAGACCAGCCCUUCCAAUCCAGAUCUGCCUGAUAGGACCCACUUUCUGGGUGGCCCGUGACCAGUCCUUGCCCCAGGAUGUGGACCAUGUCCAGAGCAGCCUUGGUCUUGGUCUGUUUGGCCGUAGCUUCUGCAGCCUCUGAGGGAGGCCUCAAGGAUCCAGGACAGAGGGAGCUGAGGCCAGAGCACCUUCAAGAAGUUGGCUAUGCAGCACCCCCCUCCCCACCGCUGACCCACAGCCUCCCCAUGGGUCACCCUGACAACUUUCAGCAUGGCCCUCCCUUUGAGCGACAGAGUGAAGAUGGAGAGGAGGGAAGAAGCCCCCUCUCCUGGCCUUGGCUAGGAGAAAGGAUGGGCUGCUCACGCACUCCCCCUUCUGUAGUGCAGCCCCCGCCCUCUCAGGAAGCCACCCCUGUCCAAGAGGAGGAGCUGCCUCCUCCCCAACUCCCUGUUGAAAAGAAAGUGGAUCCUCCUCCCCCUCAGGAAGCCAUACCCCUCCAAGAAGAGCUGCCCCCUCCCCCACUCCCUAUUGAACAGAAGGAAGACCCACCUCUCCUACAUCAGGAAGAGAUGAUCUUCCAGUCUGAUCAGAGAGAGGAAAAGCCUGCUCCGUUUGUGGGCCAGGGCUCUCCAGAGCCUGAAUCUUGGAAUCCAGCCCAGCACUGCCAACAGGGCCGAUUCCGAGGGGGCUGGGCCCACAGGCUGGAUGGCUUCCCCCCUGGGCGGCCUUCUCCAGACAAUCUGAACCAGAUCUGCCUUCCUGACAGACAACAUGUGGUAUACGGCCCCUGGAACCUGCCACAGACUGGCUACUCCCACCUUAGUCGCCAGGGUGAGACCCUCAAUUUCCUAGAGACUGGAUAUUCCCGCUGCUGCCGCUGCCGUAGCCACAAAAACCGCCUAGACUGUGCAAAACUUGUGUGGGAGGACGCAAUGACCCGGUUCUGUGAGGCCGAGUUCUCAGUCAAGACUCGAGCCCACCAGUGCUGCAAACAGCAGGGGGAGGCUCGAUUCUCCUGCUUCCAGGAGGAAGCUCCCCAGCCACACUACCAGCUCCGAGCCUGCCCCAGCCACCAGCCUGGUAUUUCCUCGGGCCCUGAGCUGCCUUUUCCCCCUGGGGUGCCCACACUGGACAAUGUCAAAAACAUCUGCCACCUGAGACGCUUCCGUUCUGUGCCACGCAACCUCCCAGCUACUGACCCCCUCCAAAGAGAGCUUGAGGCUCUGACCCGGCUGGAGGGAGAGUUCCAGCGCUGCUGUCGCCAGGGGAACAACCACACCUGUACAUGGAAGGCUUGGGAGGAUACCCUUGACCGAUACUGUGACCAGGAACAAGCUGUAAAGACCCACCACCACUUGUGCUGCCACUACCCUCCUAGCCCUGCCCGGGAUGAGUGCUUUGCCCAACGGGCUCCCUACCCCAACUAUGACCGGGACAUCUUGACCCUUGACAUCAGCCGAGUCACACCUAACCUCAUGAGCCACCUCUGUGGAAACCAAAGAGUUCUCACCAAGCAUAAACAGAUUCCUGGGCUGAUUCGGAACAUGACUGCCCACUGCUGCAACUUGCCAUUUCCAGAACAGGCCUGCUGUGCAGAGGAGGAGAAAUUAGCCUUCAUCGAUGAUCUGUGUGGUCCCCGACGUAAAUUCUGGCGAGACCCUGCCCUCUGCUGUGACCUGAGUCCCGGGGAUGAACAGACCAACUGCUUCAACAUCAAUUACCUGAGGAAUGUGGCUCUAGUAGCUGGAGACACUGGGGAUGCCAAGGGCCAGGGGGAGCAGGGCCCAACUGGGGGAACAAAUAUCAGCCCCACCCCUAAGCCCAAGGAAGAAUGAGUCACCCCAGAGCCUUGGAGGAUCAGAUGUAGGGAACCCCACCCUACCCCACCCUCCUCAAACACUCAUUACAGUAAACACUUCUUGGAUUUGGUGUUCCCCUUGUCUAUAACACCACACACAAACACACCCUCCUAAGCUUGGAUGAUGUUCUGAGUUGGCCACAGGAGAUGAGCUGCUUGGAUUUCCUUCAGUGAGGGGCCCCUGAGGCCCACUGCCCUGCUGCCACUGACUGAGCAGAUGUUCCACAGGCUGUGUGAUGGGACCAUAACUAAAUGGCUUGACUUCA